AUGGGCAACAUUGCGUCGACUACGGUGUGUCAACAGGUGGUGGACGAGAGCUCCUUCCCCUACACCGGCGUGGCGCUCGCGGCUGGCCUCCUCCCCGGCCUGCUGGUGGUGGCAGGCUCGUCAGCACUUACGCAGAUCCCGGCUCCGACGGAUAAGUGGCAACGUGGCCAUCCGUCGGGUGGCCUGCUGUCGUGCGCUGUCUUUUUCGCAGCUGUCUUUGCUGCCAUGUUUGUCAUUGCUGCCGGGUUUACCGCUCCGGGCGCGCAGCAAGUGGCUACGCUGCCGAUUGUCGGGCGGGAUGCUGCAAACGUGCCAGCCAUGCGGUUUGGACUCCGGAUUACGACGCCGUGUGACGAGAAUGCGAGCACAGCAUCGCGAUGCGGCGCGAGUCUGGCUGUGAGCGGAGCGGGGACGAGCAUGGGAAAUGCAACGUGCUCGUACGGCGAAUUGCAGUGCGUCUUUCACACGAUCCACGAGAUUCCUGCCUUCGGGACCGGCACGCAGUCCGAGGUGAGCUUUACGGUGAGCGGGACGGCGGCGAACAGCGCGGUGCGCGAGGCGUCGUUUGAGCUUGUGUCGACGGUUUACGACGGUGACAAGAACAGGUACAACAACCUGAUGUGGGCCAAGGACGAUGGCGGACUGUAUGUGUUUGCGGACGGAUGCAUGGCGUACUGGGGCCUACAUAUGCCGGACGACGGCAGCGGGUUUGCGGUUGCGGUGAACGCCAACGUGCGGCGGCGUUGCCUGGCGAGCGGCGUGCUAGGCGCACGGAUGCUCUGCGGCGGUGGCAACUCGUUCUCGUUCAACGCGCCGUAUCAGCAGGCUGCGCUCGGCUUUGAUCCAACGUCGGUAGUGACUAGCCCCGCGUCAACGCCACCGCGGUCGCUGACGAUCAAGCUGAGGGUCUCGGAUGUGGUUCUGCACUCUGGACUUAUCACGCCGUCGGCGUACAACGCCAUUCCCGGGGUGCUCGCGGUGGCUGCGACGGCAGUUGUGCUCCACACAGUCCUCCGGGCUUUGCUUGGCAGGAUGGUCCACGCGAUGCAAGACGCGGUGCUCGGGCGGAGCUCGCUGAGCUCGUGGCAGGCAACCAAGCUCGGAGCGGCAAUUGGUGCGUGGCACGCGCUGGUGGUCGACGGCAUGGCAGUUGUGGUCUGGCUCACUGUGACGUAUCCGGGAUACUCGGCGAUUCGACCGGGCAACAGCGACUCUGAUUUGAACUGGUCUGUGGCCAUCGGUGUGGGAUCAGUGGUGGCACUCUGCAAGGCCGUCGUCACAACCUUGCUCUUUGCCGUUGUCGGCCGGCGGCUCUUUGCCGCCAACUCGAACGGCGGCAGUUCGCUCAACGGGCGCACGGCCGUGAUUUCCGGGACGGGCGUCCGACAGCCUGCGCCUGCAUACGAGGCGACGCCGCUGCGGUCGUGA
This is a messenger RNA of Thecamonas trahens ATCC 50062, 1428 nucleotides long. RefSeq lists its product as uncharacterized. The coding region runs from base 1 to 1428 and encodes 475 amino acids. The record is from RefSeq and is a predicted model, not a curated record. Lineage: Eukaryota; Apusomonadida; Apusomonadidae. The transcript is spliced from 2 exons.